GGUUUGGCUUGGCUUGGUUCGCGUUCGCCUGCCAGUCGGUUGCCGGCCGUUUCGUGGUUGUGUGGUCUGGCUCGAACGCUGGGAAGGCCGCGGAAUCGUGUGCGAAAGGGAAUUAGCGAGCGCCCAAAGCGCUGAUAAAUAACAAUUAAAUAGCAGAUAGCUGGUUCGAUAUUGUAAAAAAAACGAUUUGCGAUUUGCAUGCGUUAACGUCGAUCGGAUCGUUCGUCAUCGUUUCAAGGUUUUCCAAUCGGCUGGAUUGCUGUAUUCGUGUGGGUGACGAUAUUUUUGGGAUUUUCCGGAGCGAGAUUUUGAAGUGAAUACGCAGAACUCGAUUAGAUGAAUAUUAAUUAAAUCGCACUAACGAUUUCUAAAUGUAUAAAAGACAGCUCCAGAACGGGCCAGUGAGUGCUUGGUGAUGGUACAAUGAAAUGCAUUUGAAUGAAUUAUUCGUGUAGUGCAAUCGAUAGAUGAAAAAAUAUGGAUAUAGGAAAGGAAAUCAACAAUCCCAAUCCUAGGGAUCGAGCGAACGCGUUCAGUGUUUUAUUUUUUACGUACACCAUAGAAUUGUUCAAAAAAGGCUACCACAAAACCUUAGACGUGGACGACUUGUACAACCCAAUCCAAAGCGACAGGAGCCAAACCCUCGGAGAUAGAUUAGAGAAAAAUUGGAAUAGCCACUUAACGAAAUGCGGCAAAACGAAAAAGAAGCCGAGCCUCCUGCGAACGCUGAUCGCCACGUUUUGGCCGGAAUACCUCCAGCUCGGCGUCAUUUUGACGGUGAAUAAUUUGUUCCUGCAACUCAUACAGCCCAUCAUGCUGGGCCGUUUGUUGACCUAUUUCAAGCCGUUCACGACGACCACGAAGAGCGAGGCGCUCUGGUACGCGGGCGGCAUCGUCGCUCUCAACGGAUUCACCGCGCUCCUGAUCAACCAGUACAUCAUGAACGCUUUCCACUACGGAAUGAGGGUUAGGGCGGCCGUUUGCGCGCUUAUCUACCGAAAGGCGAUUAAACUGAGCAAGACCGCAUUAGGAGAAACUGCCUCCGGAAAAAUAGUCAAUCUAUUAUCGAACGAUGUCAGUCGAUUCGAUAUAGUUUCGAUAUUUAUUCACCACAUGUGGGUGGCUCCGGCUAGCGCUUUAUUCAUCAUGUACUUCCUCUACAAGGAGGCCAGUUACGCGGGAGUUCUGGGAAUACUCACGGUUUUCCUGGUAGUUCCGUUGCAAUCUUACACCGGCAAGUUAUCGGCCAUCUACAGGAAACAAACGGCUAUGAAAACCGACGAAAGAGUGAGGCUCACCGACGAAGUAAUCUCCGGAGUGCAAGUCAUCAAAAUGUACGCCUGGGAAAAACCGUUUCAAAAAAUAAUCAACCUGGCGAGGAAAGCGGAAUUGAAAAUCAUAACCAAAUCGUCGUACGUCAGGGGCUUGUUCAUGACAUUCAAUCUCUUCACCACCAGAAUCGCCCUUUUCGCCACUCUCCUGACGAUGGUGCUGACCGAUCAAGAAAUUACAGCGACAAAAGUGUUUGUGUUCAUGUCCUACUUCAACGUCCUCUCCCAAUCGAUGUCGGCGAUGUUCGUGCGCGGCUUCUCCGAAAUAGCCGAGCUCCUGGUGGCCAUUCGCCGCGUUCAGGGCUUCCUGGUGAGCGACGAGUACCGAGCCGUGGUGAAAACCCAAAACAACAACGACAAGAUCUUCUUCGACAAGAUGCUGAUCAGCCUGAAGAACCUCACGGUGAAGUGGAGCCCCGACUCGAAGGAGGACGCCCUGCGCCAGGUCAACUUCGACGCCAGCAAAGGGAAGCUGGUCGGCGUCAUCGGGCCGGUGGGCGCCGGCAAGAGCUCCCUGCUGCAGACCAUCCUGGGCGAGCUCGAGGUGAAGGCGGGCUGCAUCGAGGUCGGCGGCUCCAUCUCGUACGCCUCACAGGAGCCGUGGGUGUUCGCCGCCACGAUGCGCCAGAACAUCACCUUCGGCGCCUCCUUCGACAAGAAGCGGUACAACGAGGUGGUGAAGGCGUGCGCGCUGGAGAAGGAUUUCAAGCAGUUCGCCCAGGGCGAUUUGACCAUUGUGGGCGAACGAGGGGCUUCGCUGAGCGGCGGACAGAAGGCCAGGAUUAAUCUUGCUAGAGCGCUCUAUCGGGAUGCUGAUAUUUACUUGCUCGAUGAUCCUCUAUCUGCUGUGGAUAUACACGUUUCCAAGCAUUUGUACGAUGAGUGCAUUAAUGGGUUUUUGGCGAAGAAAACUAGGAUUCUCGUCACGCAUCAAGUGCAUCUUUUGAAAGAUGCUGAUCAUAUUGUUAUAUUAAAUAAUGGUGCUAUAGAACGCGAAGGUUCCUUUACAGAACUCUCAUCGAGCGAUAACAUAUACGCCAAAUUGCUAACAACAGAACCAGAAAUGGCCGAAGAAGAAAAGCAAAAACUGCUGGAAGUUACAAAAAUCAGCCGAAAACGAUCAGUCGCUAGCAGGCAAUCGUCGUUGGCCAGCGCCGUCAGCGAACUCAGCAUUCCGGAGGAGCUCCUCAAGGAAUCCAACCUCUCCGACGACGACGACGAGAACCACCAAGUGAAACUCAUCGAUCUGCAGGAGGAAUCCUCCAAGGGCAAGGUGCAGGGCUCGCUCCUUUGGCAGUACCUCAACCAAGGCGGCAACGCCUGCUUCGUCGUCUUCGUCCUCGUUCUCUACCUUCUCGCCCAAGUCACGGCCAGCGCUCUCGACUACUUCGUCAGCUGCUGGGUCAACAUCGAGGAAUCCAGAAAGUACUCGCUCGCCCACAACGACACCAACGAGUCGGUCAGUUUCACGUCCACGGUCGAUUGGUCCACGGAUACUUGCUUGUACAUUUAUUCAGGCGGUUUGGUGUGCCUGUGGUGCGUGGCGUUCAGCAGAUCGAUGCUGUUUUACAAGCUGGCGAUGAGGAGUUCGCAGAAAUUGCACGACAUCAUGUUCAAGAGCGUUCUGGCGGCGCCGAUGAGGUUCUUCGAUACGAAUCCGAGCGGUAGGAUCCUGAACCGGUUUUCCAAAGACAUUGGGUCGGUGGACGAGUGGUUGCCGAAGGCCAUUUUGGAUUCCGGACAGAUUCUGUUAAUUAUGGUGGGCUCGAUAGUCCUGGUAGCAAUUGUCAAUUAUUAUUUCAUAGUUUUGAUAGUCAUUGUAGGCGUUCUAUUCUUAAUUUUAAGACAUGUUUAUCUGAAAUCCUCCAAGAAUAUCAAAAGAUUGGAAGGAAUGAUGAGGAGUCCAGUGUUCACCCAUCUCAAUGCGACCCUUCAAGGUUUGACUACCAUCAGAUCGUUCGGCGCUCAGAAAAUCCUGAUGGCGGAAUUCGACAAGCACCAGGAUUCCCACACCAGCGCCUGGUUCAUGUACAUCUCCGCCAGCUCCGCCUUCGGAUUCUACCUGGACGUUUUCUGCUUCAUCUUCGUCAGCCUGAUAACCUUCAGUUUCCUCAUGUUAGGAGGACAAAUGGGCAUGAGCGGAGGAGAAGUCGGCCUGGCCAUCACCCAAGCCAUUUCUCUCACCGGCAUCGUGCAGUGGGGAAUCAGACAGUCGGCGGAAGUGACGAAUCAACUAAUGAGCGCCGAGAGGGUGCUCGAGUACCGGAAUUUACCGGCCGAAAAUCAACCCGAAGUGCCCACCAAACCGUCCAAAAACUGGCCGGACAAGGGCCAAAUCGUGUUCGAUAACAUGGGGCUGAAGUACGUCGAAAACGGCCCGUUGACUUUAAAAAAUUUGAACUUAACUAUCAAACCAAACGACAAAGUCGGCAUCGUGGGGAGAACCGGAGCGGGAAAAUCCUCCCUAAUAUCGGCCCUGUUCCGAUUAGCCAACGUGGAAGGUGCCAUCAGAAUCGACGACGUCGACACCAAGAACCUCGCCCUGGAGGACCUGCGCUCGAAAAUAUCCAUCAUUCCGCAGGAUCCGGUCCUCUUCUCGGGCUCGCUGCGCUACAAUUUGGACCCAUUCGACGAGUACAACGAUCAGGUGUUGUACAAAGCGCUCGAAGAGGUCGAGCUGAAGGACCCUUCGAACAUCAUCAACCGAUUGGAGAACAGGGUCAUGGACAGAGGCAGCAACUACAGCGUGGGUCAGAGGCAGCUCAUCUGCCUGGCCAGAGCUAUCAUAAGGAACAAUAAAAUCCUGAUGUUGGACGAAGCUACAGCUAACGUCGAUCCUCAGACUGAUGCUUUGAUCCAGAAGACGAUCAGGAAGAAAUUCGCUGAUUGUACGGUGUUGACGGUGGCUCACAGGCUGAACACCAUCAUGGAUUCUGAUAAGGUGAUGGUGAUGGACUCGGGUACUGUGGUGGAGUACGAUCACCCGCACGUUCUCCUGCAGAACCCCAACGGGGUGUUUUGUAAAAUGGUUGCAGAGGCUGGUAGGAGCCUGAGCGAGCAGUUGAGGAAAAUUGCCAAGGAGAGUUAUCAAAGACAUCCGCCGCUUCCCGAAUGAUUUUUUUUUUGUAUCGGUUUCUAGACGAAUUUAUGCGAGAUUUUUAGAGGUCGUAGAGGUUUUUUAAUUCGACUGAGGAAUCAUCGUUUGGUGAGAUUAGUAUUUGUUGACUGAUUGUGUAGCUAUUUGAUAGACUUUGAUAUUUGGCUGCUCCAAGGGGUAAACGUAAGAAAUUAUCUAUAGAUGACUUGGAAAAAUUCGAGUAAAACGUAAAAUAUUUUUUUAGUGUAGUAUAUUUUAUCAGAAUGUUUUAAAUAUUUACAAAGUGAUCAAUUGAAACUGUUUUAUAUUAUCAUAUGGAUUGUCUUCCAGGAUUUCACGAUGGUACUUAAUUCAUUUUUGUACUUUAAGAGAUUAAAAAAGUGUAAUGGAUGUUUGAAAUCAAAUGCCAAAUAUUUUUAUAGUAAAUAUGUUUUCGAAUUUUUUGGGAAGUUGUGAAAUUAAACUAACAUGUCAAUAAGGUAUUUUUUUAUAAAUUUUACCUACUUGUAAAUAGACUUAUAUUUUUUACGAUUUGUAGUGUGAAUGUAUAAAUAUUCUAUGUUACAUAAAAUUGAAUUAAUA
Messenger RNA from Phyllotreta striolata, 5010 nucleotides. NCBI's taxonomy places the organism in Eukaryota, Metazoa, Arthropoda, Insecta, Coleoptera, Chrysomelidae. The record is from the annotation of a GenBank genome assembly.